AUGUCCUCGAAUGGAGGACCUGGUAGCCGAACUGAAGAUGACUUGCCUAGAAUAGGCCAGUGGAAAAAUUUUCAAAAUCCCCAUCCUGAGUUACCAAACCCACAUCUUUCACAGAAGACGCCAGUUUCUCUGACCAAAGAAGAACUUAGAGUUCUUCAAGAAUGUAACCGGGAAAGUUUCUGGUAUAGAAGUAUACCAGCUUGUCUAUUUUGUGUUGGUAUAACUCAGUUUGCAGUUAACAAAGGAUACCUUAAACCACAUCCAAAAUAUGGUGCUGGAUUAAAAACAUUAGGUGCUGCAUUGCUUGGAUACAUUUUGGGUAAAAUAUCAUACCAAAAUGAAUGCCGUAAAAAAAUUAUGGCUCUCCCAAAUAGUCAACUUGCAGAAACAUUAAGACAACGUCUAUCUAGGGAAAGAGGACCUUCAGAAUUUACCAUGAAAAGUGUAAGUAGUGAUAUGUUAGAAAAUCCUCAAGUACCACAAACUGAACAUACUGCUUCUGAUGCGUUUGAUACAGAGACUAAUCAAGUGGCACCAAGUACAGUUAAAUUUGAAGAUCUCUCAUCAGGUAAUUCCGGGGAGCAGGAAUCACAGUACAGGUCUUAUGGUGAUCUUCGUCGUCAAAACAGGGAAAUAUAUAGUGAAAAUCAAGUAGUGAAAUGGCAGAAUAUCCAAAACAAAAAUAGAAAUCCACAACCUAAUAUAUCACAAACUCCUGAAGAAAAAAGUUCUCAGUGGACACCAUCUUAUAGUACAACUCAACCACGUGCACCAACAAAUAAAUAUGGCGAUGUGUGGGAAGACCAAAUAGUUGCGACUUUCUUUCCUAUCCGAAAAGUUGCGACUUUCUUUCCUAUCCGAAAAGUUGCGACUUUCUUUCCUAUCCGAAAAGUUGCGACUUUCUUUCCUAUCCGAAAAGUUGCGACUUUCUUUCCUAUCCGAAAAGUUGCGACUUUCUUUCCUAUCCGAAAAGUUGCGACUUUCUUUCCUAUCCGAAAAGUUGCGACUUUCUUUCCUAUCGAAACUUGCGACUUUCUUUCCUAUCCGAAAAUUUGCGACUUUCUUUCCUAUCGAAAAGUUGCGACUUUCUUUCCUAUCCGAAAAGUUGCGACUUUCUUUCCUAUCCGAAAAGUUGCGACUUUCUUUCCUAUCCGAAAAGUUGCGACUUUCUUUCCUAUCCGAAAAAGUUGCGACUUUCUUUCCUAUCCGAAAAGUUGCGACUUUCUUUCCUAUCUAAAAAGUUGCGACUUUCUUUCCUAUCCGAAAAGUUGCGACUUUCUUUCCUAUCGAAAAGUUGCGACUUUCUUUCCUAUCCGAAAAGUUGCGACUUUCUUUCCUAUCCGAAAAGUUGCGACUUUCUUUCCUAUCCGAAAAGUUGCGACUUUCUUUCCUAUCCGAAAAGUUGCGACUUUCUUUCCUAUCCGAAAAGUUGUGACUUUCUUUCCUUAUGAGAUUGAAUUUCUAUAA
Molecule: messenger RNA, 1467 nt
Organism: Acanthosepion pharaonis
Lineage: Eukaryota; Metazoa; Mollusca; Cephalopoda; Sepiida; Sepiidae
Source: the annotation of a GenBank genome assembly